AUGUUGACUGCCAAAAACAAGCGGAAGGUGGCAGCGGGAAUCAAGUCUACUCUUAUUGACUUGGCUGAAUCGCACUUUCCCCGGAUAGUCGGUAGAAUCUAUACAGAUACAGUCAUUAACUGUUUGACUUACCUCGACUCCGACAGUCCGAUUUUCCAGGAUGGAAGUGAAUUCGAGGACGAGGACGGGAUUCUAGUCAGCCUGCGAUAUAUUGAGAAGAUCUUGUUUGAAAUAGAGAAGAUCGUAGUUUAA
Messenger RNA from Penicillium samsonianum, 252 nucleotides. RefSeq lists its product as uncharacterized. Lineage: Eukaryota; Fungi; Ascomycota; Eurotiomycetes; Eurotiales; Aspergillaceae. The transcript has 2 exons. The coding region runs from base 1 to 252 and encodes 83 amino acids. The record is from RefSeq and is a predicted model, not a curated record.